AUGCACAGGUCUACAUGCAUAUCUACUGCAUCUAUCAGUGGAAGUAGCAACUGUACAUUAGGUCAAUAUUAUGAUUCAACUACAUUAAGUUGUGUGGAUUGUCCAGCUGGUUCAUAUUGUCCAAGUCCUGAUCUACCAGCACAAGCAUGCACCCCUGGUCAAUACACUGAGACCACUGGGAUGUAUUACUGCAAGGAUUGCCCACCUGGUAGCAAGUGUCCCAACUUGAACCAAGUCCCCACCACGUGUGAUGUAGGAACGUAUUCAACUGGUGGUACGGAUACUUGUGCCUCGUGCCCUGCUGGUUCAUAUUGUCCAUACAAGAACCAAGCUGUUGUUCUCCCAUGCCCACCUGGAACGUAUGCGGUGAAAGAUUCAUCGUUCUGCACUGUGUGUCCGGCAGGAGAAAAAUGCACAUCCACCAAAACUGCAGGCACCCCAUGUUCUGCUGGUACCUACAGUCUUGGUGCAUCAACCACCUGCACCAACUGCCCUGCAGGAUACGCUUGUCCAUCUACUGAUACAACUGGUGAUAUCUAUCAAUGUAAACCUGGUACUUAUUCAACUGGUGGUAGCCCUGAUUGCACCUCAUGUCUUGCUGGAAAAGCUUGUCCCUUCACCGAUCGUUCAACAAUGGUCGCGUGCAACCCUGGCUUCAUGUCAGCGGGGAAUAGAUCGUCAUGUGUGAGGUGCAAGGCUGGUUACUACUGCCCUAAUACCAAUGAUGAAACUGAAACACCAUGCGAUGAAGGAACUUAUUCAUUUGGUGGGGAAGCAGUUUGCCAUAAUUGUGAUUUAGGAUAUUAUUGUCCCAACACUACAGUAGCACCCAUAGCUUGCCCCCCUGGUUAUUAUGCAGAUGCUGUUAAUUCGAUUGAAUGCACUGCGUGUCCGGCAGGCAAGAGUUGUGCCAACCCCACUGCCUCCCCUACUACAUGUGGUAUCGGCACAUGGGCGUCCAACGCCUCCACUGUGUGCCAUCCGUGCAACCCAGGAUAUUUAUGCCCGACGCAAUCUACUUCACCCAAUCCCCCAGAGUAUAUAUGUAACAAAGGAAAGUAUUGUGACGGAACAAAGGAAUACGAUUGUCCCAUUGGUACAUACAACCCCAACAAUGGUAGUGGUAGUUUAGCUGACUGUAUACCCUGUCACGUUGGUUACUGCUGUGAAAACCCUGCAACUGUUGAUCCGGUGGCCGAUGAUCUUAAAUGUCCACCAGGUCAUUAUUGCCCAACUGGCACCGGGACCUGCACUGCUCUACCUUGCCCAGGCGGAACCUACAAUCCCAAUACAGCAGCCACCACACUCACCGAUUGUACCAAUAACACCUGUCCUGCUGGUUAUUUCUGCCCAACAGGCACAUCUGACCCGGUGCGCGAAUGUCCUGAAGGUUUCUACUGCUUAGAGGGCCAGAUCACAGCGUUUGAAAACCCGUGCCCCCCCGGGACUUAUGGGAACCAAACUGGAUUGAAAGCAUCGAGUGAAUGCCCAUCUUGUACAAGCGGACACUACUGUCCAUGGGGAAGCCAGACCUCACCCACCACCAACCCCUUACCCUGCCCAGCUGGUACAUACAACCCACUCACCAAUGCAUCGGAUGUGUUAAGUUGCGUGAAAUGUGACGGAGGUGCUGUGUGUGAAGUGCCGGGGUUGGACGGACCAUCGGGGGAAUGUGCGCAGGGUUACUACUGUCCUCUCGGUACAAUAUCCCCCACACAGUUUGCAUGUCCACCUGGUUCCUUCAGUAAUGCCACAGAUAUACACACAGCAGAUCAAUGCCAACCCUGCCCUGCUGGUUAUUAUUGUACAUAUGGGACGAGUGACUUUGGUCCACCAAAUGAACCCCAACCAUGCAAAGUUGGUUAUUAUUGUCUCGUUGGAACACCAAGUAAAGAUAGAUAUCCGUGUUUGCCGGGAACUUAUUCGAACAACUCACAUAAUGAGAAGGCUGAGGAUUGCACUGUGUGCGAUGCAGGCUAUUAUUGUGUUGGUGGUGAAUCUGCGGUCACCCAAGCGUGUCCACCUGGUUAUUAUUGUCCAAACGGAACGGUUUCAAAGGAACAAUACGCUUGCCCCAACGGAACGUAUAAUCUGAAUUUCUCCAGAACAAGUUUAACUGAUUGUCUACCAUGCACACAAGGUCAUUUCUGUGAACUAGCCACAGUUAACCCUGUAGCUUGCCCAGCUGGUACAUACAUGCCUUAUGGGGCAGAUUCAUCAACCCCACCCAAUGUAGUUGGGACACCUGCAGGUUACGCCAGUGAUUGCCUCGUCUGCCCUGCUGGGUCUAUUUGUAUUGAUGGUUCUAAAGAUUUUCAGGCCUGUGGUGUUGGUUCCUACACUGAGGAUGGAAACUCUGUGUGUCAGACCUGUUUGGCAGGGUAUUACUGUGACGAUGUUGCAACGUCGUAUCAAAACAUGACAUCAUACAAGAGGUGUGCUGCUGGUCAAUACUGCAUGGAAGGUUUAAAAUCACAAGCCGAUUCAAAAGAUUGCAGAGCUGGAUAUUAUUGUCCCGAAGCCACACCAAGGGAGUUGCCUUGUCCAACAGGAACGCUCAAUACGUUGGAUGCCAAGGAAUCUGUACUAGAUUGCCUACCGUGUACUGCAGGUUCAUUUUGCCUCGAAGCCUCCAACAUGGAGAGUGGCACAUGUGAAGCUGGCUAUUAUUGCCCAACAAACAUCACAAAUACGUUUCUACCAAGUGAUCUUACGCAUAUCGGUUCAUACGGACCAAAGCAGGUCCCGUGUCCUGGUGGUCGGUACAGAAACACGACAGGAGGGACAAUGGUGGACGAUUGUGACGUUUGUCCCCCUGGUUAUUACUGUCCCAUUGGAAGUAUAUUCCCCAUCAACUGCCCACAAGGAUAUUACUGUUAUGAAAACUUAGACCUUCCUCUGCCUUGUCCUAAGGGAACAUAUGGGACGACUAACAAGCUCACGAACAUCACGGAAUGCAAGGAUUGUGACCCCGGAAUAUUAUUGCGACUCCCUUGGUAUGAUAAACGUACGUGGUGUUCUUGGAAUGCGACGGCGUGCCCUCCUGGUUCGUUUAGCAACUCCCCGCGACAAACUGACGACAGCGAUUGCAGGCCGUGCACUGCCGGGUUCUACUGCGCCAACUCUGCCCAACCGGAGCCCACUGGCCCGUGCGCUGAGGGACAUUAUUGCAACCAGGGUUCAUCGAGUGAAUUCCAGAAUCCAUGCCAGCCAGGAACUUACUGUAAGCAACAAUCCACCUCGGAAACUCCUUGUCCCAUCGGUACGUACCAACCCAGUGAACAGAGCUCGAAAUGUCGUGCUUGCAUAGCUGGAAGAACUUGUCCACGUGAAGGGAUGAACUUCACCUUAUCCUGCCCACCAGGUAUGAGGGUACUGGGUUCAAAUACUACUGUGGUGACUGAAUAUGCUGCACCAGUGGUUUCUGGGGAGACAUGCAGUAGUUACUGCCCCUCCCCCAACCCAUUUGUAAACUUCACUUACAACGAAACAGCUACAGACUUUGUUGGAACAUUUAAAGAAUUAGGAGAGUUAUGUCCGCCUGGUUCCUACAACCCUCAAGCCGACUCCCCCACAAUAGCUUCGUGUCUACCUUGCCCAGUAGGAAAAUAUUGUAGCUCGCUCGGUCUUAGAGCGCCAGAAGGAGAUUGUUCAGCUGGAUAUAUUUGUUAUAACGGUUCAAAUGUCAAUCAACCUUCACAGGAUAAUUCAACAGGUGAAGGAGUGGACGUCAGUGUUGGCCAGCAAUGUUUGCCUGGUAAAUAUUGCCAUGAAGGAACAACAUUAAUGGAAGAUUGCCCACCGGGGACUUAUCGGUCAACACCGGGGGCUACGAGUAUAAAUGACUGCACACCAUGUGAUCCUGGUAAAUAUUGCGCAGCAUCUGGGAUGACCGAGGUGUCCGGCCCUUGUGAGGUCGGUUUCUACUGCACGGGAGGGGCUUCGGAUCCUAAACCACUGAACCUAACUACUGAUGGUGGAACAUUCUGCCCAACACAGAAUUAUUGCAACUGUAGUGACAAUGGUGGUUGUACGGAGCCUACACCAUGCGAUACAGGGCUGUACACCAAUGCUACUGGUCAGAGUGAGUGUAUCAACUGUGAGCCUGGCUUCAUCUGUAUUUUCAACCAACCUCCUAAACUUUGUGAUGCUGGUUACUAUUGUGUGGGGAGUGAGGGUACGGGCCCCAUAGCUGGGAGACCACUCGAACUCCUCCCCAAGCCAUGCCCGCCAGGAACUUAUUCGAAUAGAAGUGGAUUGAAAGCAGCAAGCGAGUGUACGAACUGUGACGCCGGGAAAUAUUGCCUUGGAAGAGGAAACAACGAACCAGAUGGUGAAGUAGACGGUUUAUAUUAUUCCGCUGGUGCUGCUAAAACUUCCCAACCCAUAUCUGGUGACUGUGUUGGUGCUGAUGGUGUUAACUAUGACUGUGGGGUCUGCCAACCUGGAUAUUUCUGUCGUGGUGGGUUGGGGCAAAUGGAGACGUGCCCUGCUGGUACGUUCGGACCAAGUACUCCUAUACAGUAUAGUGGUCAAUGUAUUGAUUGCACACCUGGAUAUUACUGUGAAGAAGUUGGUAAAAGCAAUGCAACAGGAAAAUGUAGCCCUGGGUAUUAUUGCAAUGGAUCAUCUGAAGUACCUAACCCUGAUAUCAGCACAGCAUGGGGUGGGGAAUGUUCUGUUGGUCAUUACUGUGAAGAAGGCUCAUACCAAGAAACUCCAUGUGAUGCUGGUACAUUUGCCAACACUACAGGGCUAUCUGCGUGCUAUCCUUGCCCAGCUGGUAACUACUGCCCACAAACCAGCACAAACCCCCAGCCAUGUGAACCGGGUUAUUUCUGCCCAUCGGCGUCUACUGAUUACAUCACCAACCCUUGCCCGAGGGGAACUUACUCCAAUACAACGGGAGCCACAUCCAUGGAUACAUGCUUGCCAUGCAUAGGAGGUUGGUAUUGCAAAACAGCGGGCUCUUCCCAACCAACAGCAGAAUGCGACGUUGGUUGGUAUUGUAGUGGGGGUUCAUAUGAAGCCAAACCAUCCAAUGCCACCACGGGUGCGAGGUGUGUAGCGGGUGAAUAUUGUCCAGCUGGUUCAUCAGCGCCGUUCCCAUGCGAUCCCGGGAUGUAUUGUGACCUCCCUGAAAGACAAGCACCUGCAGGGAACUGCACAGCUGGCUUCUACUGCACUAAUAGCAGUCUGUCUGCUACACCAAGUGGUACAGAUGAUACAGGUGGUCCAUGCAUAGCAGGACAUUAUUGUCCAGAAGGUUCAUCUGCUGGUGUUGCUUGCCCACCUGGCACCUUUGUAGGUGGUACUGGUAGCCAAAGCAUUGCUGAUUGUAAUGAAUGUACUGAGGGAAAAUAUUGCGAUGCUUAUGGUUUACCUGCUCCAACUAACGACUGUGACGCAGGGUAUUACUGCCCACAAGGACAAAAUAUGUCGGCACCUCCGCAAUAUAUUUGCUGGAAGGGUUAUUCUUGCAUUGCUGGUUCCAAGCUCCCCACCCCGUGUGGUAACGGUACGUACCAAGAUGAAGAAGGAAUGGAUUCGUGUAAGACUUGCCCACCUGGAUAUUACUGCGACGCUUCAAUGGGACCUGUGGUCACUUAUAACGAUACUGCGUGCCAAAAAGGUUACUACUGCUUAGCAGGGACUUCAUUUUUCAACCAGUACCCUUGCAACAAAGGAAGCUACAACCCAACCAUUGGUGGGAAAUCCAUGGAUGCGUGCACCCCAUGUGAUGGUGGACAUUAUUGCCCGAAUAUUGCGCAAUCGGAAACAAGAUCGAGUGAUAUCUGUGAAGCUGGAUAUUUCUGUCGCACUGGAGCAACAUCCUCCACGCCCAACCAAGGUACCGAUGGCAAUACAUGCCCACAAGGAUUCUACUGCCCACCAUCCACCACCAACCCUGAUCCUUGCCCACCUGGUUCUUAUGGAACUCAUCAAGGGUUGAAGACCAUUGACCAAUGUGCUGCUUGUGAUCAAGGUUUCUACUGCAGUGAAUUCAACGCAACCACAACCACUGGGCCAUGCAUGGCUGGUUUCUAUUGCCCUGAGAAUUCAACCAAACCCAAUGAGAUUGAAUGCGAGAUGGGGAGGUAUUGUCCGCCUUCUUCAUACAAACCAGAACUAUGCCCUGAAGAUUCAACUGCACACAAAUGCACUGGUGGUAUGUAUUGUGAAACACCUGGUCUAGAUGAACCAACAGGACCUUGCACACCUGGGUAUUACUGCGAACCUGGGUCCAUAUUUGGCCAAUCUAACACCACAUACUGUACUGCUGGUACUUAUUGUCCUGGUGGAAACGAACAACCUUUGCCUUGUGAGGAUGGGACUUAUGUUGGUUGGACGCAUGCCGAAUACUGCCCACCCUGCCCUGAAGGUUUCACAUGCACUGUAGCUGAUGGUAAACAAGUUUGUCCCAUGGGUUACUACUGCCCUAAUGGUACAGGGUCCAAUAUACAAGCUUGUCCUCAAGGAACCUUCAGCAACCAGACCGGGCUCACUAAUAUAUCUGACUGCCAACCUUGCUUAGCUGGACACUUCUGCGCACAAACAGCAAUGAUUGAUACUUCAGGUCCCUGCCUUCCUGGGUAUUAUUGCGUAACCGGAAUGGACCGGUCCCAACCCGAUGGAACGAACUCAUCGUAUGUUGACCAGGGUUGGUGUUAUGAUGGACAACAACGUGGGUACGGGGGGAGGUGUCCUGUUGGUCAUUACUGUCCAUCUGGUACAAGCUAUCCAAAGUUGUGUGAAGCGGGGAGCUAUGCAGAUUCUGUUGGUCAUGAAGUGUGUGAUCCAUGUGUGGCUGGGUACUACUGUCUUGCUGGCACAGUGAACUACACGGACACUCCUUGCCCCAGUGGCCAUUACUGCUUGGAUUCAACUGACAGUGCAAAUAAAUAUCCUUGUAAUGAAGGGACAUUCAAUAAUGGAACGACUAAAACAACGGUGGAUGGUUGCACGCAAUGCACAGGUGGUUGGUAUUGCAAUUCAACUGGUCUAUCUUCCCCAACCAACCAAUGCCCUGAUGGAUAUUACUGUCCCGAAGGUUCAGUAUCCGGAACAGAUAAUGGGUGUCCUGUUGGCUCAAUAUGCCCUCAGGGUUCAAUACAGCCAACCAUAUGCCCUGCUGGAUAUUUCUGCGACAGUGAAUUUCAAUCUAAUGUUAGUGGGAUGUGCAAGGCUGGUUGGUAUUGUAGAUUGGGUGCCAUGCAAGAUAAUCCUGAAGAUGGGAAUGUCACUGGUAACUUUUGUCCCAAAGGCGCAUUCUGCCCUGAAGGCUCAGGUUCCCCCCAACUUUGCCCCCCUGGUACCUACCUUGAUUCAGUGAAGAAUAUCAACUCAUCAAACUGUAAGGAGUGUAGACCUGGUUAUUACUGUGAUGGGCAUGGACUGGAGGAGCCAACUGGUGAAUGCAGUGGAGGUUUCUACUGUGAAGGACUUGCAGGGCAACACAUCAGCACGGCCACGCCCUCCCUAUAUGUUUGCCCACAAGGACACUUCUGUAUAAACGGGACGAUCCAACCAACGAGGUGUUUAUCUGGAACUUACCAAGACGAGUUUGGGAAGUCUGAGUGUAAACGAUGUGAACAAGGCUACUUCUGUGACAACACAAUCUCUCCUGUGAUUAUAUACAACAUAUCAUCUAUUUGCCCCAUGGGCCACUACUGUCCACCUGGUACUAAAUAUGCAAACGAGUUCCCUUGUCCUGCUGGCACCUUCUAUAAUUCAACUCAUGCUACAACUGUGGAUGAUUGUAUUGCUUGUAUUGGGGGAAGCUUCUGUGACCAACCUGGUCUACCGUGGCCCACAGGUCAAUGUGACAGCGGUUACUUUUGUACCACUCGCGCCAAUUCAUCUUCACCAUUCAAUAGCGGGAACAUGUAUGGAGAAUGUCCUGUAGGUCACUACUGUACAUCUGGCAGUACAACUCCAGUUAAGUGUCCACCAGGCACAUACAACCCAAGCACCCAUGGAACAAAUAUAUCAGCAUGUCUACAAUGUUCUGCUGGUAGUAUAUGUGUAGAAGCAGGGAUGUCUACCGAUGGUGUGCCCUGUACUGAAGGUUUCUACUGCCCUAGUGGAUCCAGCAAUGCAUCAAGUUUGUGCCCACAAGGUAGUUAUUGCCCCCCUGGUAGCAACACACCCCAACUCUGCCCCCCUGGUACAUGGAGCGAUAAGCAUGGGCUGACCAAUGAGACGAGCUGUAUGGAUUGUUUAGCUGGAUUCUUCUGCCCACGAUCGGGCCAAACACAAGUAGCAGAUAAAUGCCAGGAAGGUUAUUAUUGUCUUGUUGGACAGAAUGGAACAUUUGACAACAUUUGUCCACGAGGGUUGCAUUGUCCUAAUGGUAGCGCUUUAUACCAGGAGUGCAUGGGUGGGACGUAUACUGAUGCGGAAGGUCAAUCUGAGUGCCAAACAUGUUUGUCUGGUUUCUAUUGCCAACCUGUUCAACCUUAUAAUUCAACUGAAAACAUCAAGGAAUGUCCCGAGGGCUAUUACUGUCCAGCUGGUACAGGUUCCAACACAACAUGGUGGCAACCGUGCCCGAGCGGGACUUUCAACAAUAUGACAGGGUUGUCAUCCGAGGAUCAAUGUUCACCUUGUACUGAAGGUUAUUAUUGUAGUGGGACAGCCAACCCUGCACCUACAGAUCUGUGUAGUGAAGGUUAUUAUUGCACGAGCGGAGUCGACCGUCCCAACCCUGGAAAUGGAACAACAAGCUACUUAGUGACAUCACAAAGCAGUGACAAUUGCUCUUGUUGUGGUGGAAGCAAUACUGGGUUGGGUGGAAUUUGUCCGAAGGGUUACAAAUGUCCGAGAGGGUCAAUAUCACCACUAGAGUGCGACGCAGGGACGUACGCACCAAGCCAGGGUUCGGCUACGUGCAAAAUAUGUGAACAAGGUUUCUUCUGCCCACAACGAUCGUAUGAAUAUAUCACCAACCCGUGCCCCAGUGGUCACUACUGUCCACCAGGUACAACGCAUAGUGUGGAAUAUAAAUGCAAAGCUGGCACGUACAAUCCAAUCAAGAUGGCCGUUUCCAUCAAUGACUGCUUACCAUGCAAGAAAGGUGAAUACUGCAGCACUGAUGGCUUAUCUGGCCCUGAUGGAAACUGUUCAGCCGGUUUCUACUGCAGUGGUAACUCAACCACAGCCACCCCUGUGGAUUCUGUUGAAGGGAGUAACUGCCCUGCUGGAUUCUACUGCCCACAAGGAUCCCAGGCACCAAUAUCGUGCCCAUCUGGUUAUUACUGCCCAACCUCUAACAUGACCAUCUACACCGACCUCUGCUCUCCAGGCUAUUAUUGCUACCAGAACGCCACCGUGCCGAAGCCUAAUGAUACUGUAACAGGCUGGCCCUGCCCAGCAGGUCACUACUGCCCUGCAGGGGUUACAACACCCAUAGCUUGCCCUAAUGGAACAUUCAGUGCUUCAGAAACGAAUGAAGUUGAAUCAGAUUGCGACGCCUGCACACCUGGGUUGGUUUGUUCAACAAAUGGACUUGUUUCUCCUGAUGGUAUUUGUAACGCAAGUUACUAUUGUCCUGGUGGAGAUAAAGUAGGCACGUCGAUGCCAUGUGAACCAGGGUUCCAUUGCCCCGUGCAAUCCCCAUACCAGGUACCAUGUAAAUCGGGUGAAUACCAGAACGAACCUCUCGCUGAAGUUUGUAAAGUUUGCCCGGAAGGUUUUUACUGCGACGCUACAAACGCUUCUGUCAUCGUCCCCACGCCCUGCCCACCCGGAUAUUUCUGCCCCAAUGGAACAGAGUUCGGAGAGAAAUAUCCGUGCCCGCUUGGAACUUUCAACAACAAUACAAAGUUAACAAGGAUCGGCGAUUGCAGUCAAUGUUUGCCUAAAUAUGCUUGCACUGAACCAGGGUUGGUCUACCCUUAUAUUGAAUGUUCAUCUGGAUAUUUCUGCAAACAUUCAUCGAACUCAUCCACGCCAACAUUAGGCCCCGACAUUGCAGAUGAAUGCCCCCCUGGUUAUUAUUGUCCGCAGGGAACCGAUGAACCAACACCAUGUCCACAAGGAACUUUCAGUUCCAAACCCCGCCUAAGCAACGAGGGUGAAUGCACGAACUGCACGGCUGGUUUCUACUGCAGUCCACUUGCACAACUUGCACCAACUGCACCAUGUGACCCGAGGUUUUACUGCCCACUAGGAUCAACCAAUGCCCAACAAGUAAUCUGUCCCCAUGGUAGUUACUGUGGCCUCCAAACUUCCGUUCCCGACCCUUGCCCAAUAUCCACGUACUCCAACACUGAAGGGUUGGCCAACUCCACACAAUGCUUGGAAUGCAAAGCUGGUUAUUAUUGUGACCAACCUGGGAGAACUAAUGUUACUGGGCCUUGUGCUCCUGGAUACUAUUGUCCCAAUGGAAGCUCCAGCGCUACAGAGAAACCAUGUUGGAUCGGUUACAAAUGUCCGGAAGGCUCCCCUCUACCGCUAUCGUGUGGUGACGGAUAUUACUCAGACUCCCCAACGUCAUCGUCGUGCCAACCGUGCCCCGGUGGUCAAUACUGCGUGGCUGGUGAUGUCAUCCCUGAUGAUGUCACUACUUUGUACAAACCAUGCCCAAGAGGCUACUUCUGUCCAAAUGGAACAGGUGUUGACUACCAACCCUGCCCUGUUGGUACUUACUCCAACAAAGAAGGUCUACAGAUCAUAGAGGAAUGCCUUCCGUGUGAACCUGGGUAUUACUGCAAUGACACGGCCCUCACUUCACCAACUGCACAAUGCUAUGAAGGAUAUUACUGCCAGUCAGGUGUUCAAACCCCUGGUCCAAGCGGAACGUUAUGCGACUCCAUACCAGGAUCAAUAUACCCAAGUGUGGGCGACAUCUGCCCCCCGGGAACGUUCUGUAUUCCUGGUUCUUCAACACCAGAGAGUUGCAAGGCUGGUUUCUACAACGACAUUACCACCCAAGGUGCAUGUCAGUUAUGUGAACCUGGAUAUUACUGCCCUGCUAAUACAACAACAUAUAUCAUCUAUCCUUGUCCUGAAGGUCACUUCUGUCCUCGUGGCACGGACGCCCCAUACAACAACCCAUGUCCCGCUGGUACCUUCAACAAUGUAACUAAUGGGCAGAAUGAGACAUGGUGUAUUCCAUGCACUGCUGGUACUUAUUGUGAUAACCUGGGGAAUGUGGUUGAUGGUCUCCCAUGUGAUCCAGGCUACUACUGUCCAGAGGCGUCCAUCUCUUCCACUGGCUCCCCUAAUGGUGGUGAGUGCACUGUCAGCCAUUAUUGCCCCCUAGGUUCAGGGUCACCGGUCCCAUGCCCUGCAGGUCAAUAUUGCGAACACCCACAACUAUCGGAACCCACGGGAAACUGCACUAAGGGUUAUUACUGCCCUCCUGGUUCUGCUAAACCACAAGAUCCAACGUGGGAAUGUGAGGUUGGCUUCUACUGCCCUGAAGGAACCCUUGCCCCAAUACCUUGUGGUAAUGGGACUUAUGGAUUAAUUGGAAAGUCAGAAUCUCCUGGUCAAUGCCAAACAUGCGAUGCUGGCAAAUAUUGUGUUGGAGUUGGUCGAACUAACGUUAGUGGGGACUGCGAGGCUGGUUACUAUUGCCCUGCUGGUAGUAUAACACCCAAUGAUCCAACAUAUAGAUGCCAAGCUGGAUAUAAAUGCCCCACAGGAUCUCCCCUACCUAUUCAAUGCAAUACUGGGUUAUACCAGAAAGAUCCACAAAAAGCAACAUGCGAUGACUGCCCUGUAGGUUUCUACUGUCCAAACGCAGGUGCCAUCACCACCCCAACACCAUGCCCACAGGGACAUUACUGCUUACUAAACACUGACAGUGCAGAUAAAUAUCCAUGCCCUCCUGGGAGUUAUAACAACAACACAGGCAGUUCAUCCAGCAGUAGUUGUCAGCCAUGUUGGCCAGGGUAUUUCUGUACAACACCAGGUCAAAUAACAGGCAGUGGUGAUGGGCCAUGUCUGGCUGGUUAUUACUGUGAUGCUGGAUCUGCCACCAGCACUCAACAUAUUUGCCCACAAGGGUCUUACUGUGUGGAGAACAGUGCAUUACCCCAGCCAUGCCCUGCUGGGACUAUUACUAAAGAUUCAGGAAACCAAAACAUCUCUGAUUGUGAAUCUUGCGACCCUGGUAAAUACUGCAGUGACACAAGUGGGGGGAUGGUGGAUUGCUUGCAAGGUUAUGUCUGCACGGGUGGGUCGGACACCCCAACACCCACGGACGACAUUAUGGGAUACAUCUGCCCAAGUGGGUUCAUGUGUCCCAACGGAACCCUCACGCCCAAAGAAUGCAUAGUAGGGUCGUACCAACCCCACGCAGGCCAGUGGACGUGCGACUUGUGCCCGGAAGGUUCGUACUGUCCUAAUGUGAACACAACAAGCCCCCUACCAUGCCCCAUGGGUUACUAUUGUGGGUUAGGUACGGCCGUACCAAGGGCUUGUCCUGAUGGAACUUUUUCAAACAAAACUGAUCUUAAGGAUUCCACGCAGUGUGUGGCUUGCCCUGCUGGGAAAUUCUGCAAAGCCCCCGAAACGAACCCAUACGAUGGUAGUAAGGAUUGCAGUGAAGGUUACGUAUGCGUUACACAAUCUUCAUCUGCUGCAAACUUGGUGGUGGAUGGGUUUGGGAACGGACCUUGUCCUGCUGGUCAUUAUUGCCCAAGAGGUACACCUGGUGCAUUAGAAUGCCCCCCUGGUUCACUACGCGCCGCACAAGGUGCACGAAACAUCACCGAUUGUGUCCCAUGCCCUGCUACCAAGUAUUGUACGGGCCCUGCUGCUGUUACAUUCACUGGCGAUUGUGAUGCGGGCUUCUACUGCCCAUCCAAUGCUUAUAUAAAGGACCAACAGCCAUCUGCAUACCAAUGUACACGCGGACACUUCUGUCCCCCAGCCUCUUCCGAGCCUGUACCAUGCCCAUCAGGUUCAUACCAACCAGGGGUUGGUGCUACACAGUGUCAAGCAUGUGAUGCCGGCUUCUAUUGCCAAACAAACACAACAACCCCCGUGCCAUGCCCAGUAACGAGCUACUGCCCCGAGAAUUCAAGUUCCCCCCUUAAAUGCCCCGGGGGGAAAUACGGGGUGGGUGAACAAUUAGAAUCGCCCGAUGAUUGUUUGGAUUGUCCGAGAGGUUUUUACUGCGUGGACGGCAAUGUAUCAGCUCCAUGUUCAGCUGGUUACUUAUGUAUUAGUGGAAGCGACAGCCCAACCCCCGAUGGUUCAAACCCCACUGUGGGUGGUCCUUGUCCAUUCGGAUAUUAUUGUUUAGAGGGAACCCUUGACCCACAACUUUGUCCUGAGGGUUUGGUCAUCAACGUGGUUGGGGCAAGCUCCAAGGAUAAUUGCACCAAGUGUCCCGCUGGGUUUAUUUGCACGAAUAGCACCGUGCCAGUACCGUGCAACCCGGGCUAUUACUGCCCAUUUGACGAAGCAAUAACACCUUGCCCACCUGGAACAUAUUCAAACACAUCAGGAGCUUCAGACAGCAGCACAUGCGAGCCAUGUUUACCUGGGUAUUGGUGUCCCUCCCCGGGUACUACCAACCCCACCCAAACCCCAUGCCCCGUCGGCCACUACUGCCCCCUUGGUACAGGAAGCACCCACUACUUCUAACACACUACAUUAGACCCUGUACCCUGCCAAGCUGGUACAUACCGCGAUGAAGUAGGUGGUUCAUCGCAAGCAGAUUGCUCCACGUGCCCACCAGGGUAUUAUUGCCCGUAUGCAACAACAACUUGCUACAACUGCACGGAUUCUGGUGUUCGAGGCUACCCUUGUCCAUCUGGUACUUACUGUAAAAGUGGUUCCGUGUUCUACCAACCUUGCAAAGCUGAGUUCUACUGCCCACAAUCAUCUGUACAACUUCCAUGUCCUGAAGGUAAUUACUGUCCUGGUAACUCCACCUCCCCCACCCCAUGCCCUGCUGGUCAUUAUUGUCCUAUAAGUUCAGCCCUGCCAUUGAAAUGCCCGCUUGGUUAUUAUGAGUUAGAUGGAUCCACGAGAACCACAUUCGCAACCACGUGUGGUGCGUGCCAACCUGGUACUUUUGGUGCCGAUGAAAACCGACAGAACUGCAGUGCAUGUCAAGCUGGUGUGGUUUGCCUCACAGCAGCAACAACAGACCAACCACAAGCGAACAACGCAACAUCCAACACAACCAACUCCUACCCAUGCCCACCUGGUUAUUACUGCCCAUCAUCAUCCAUCAUUCCCACACCUUGCCCUGCUGGAACUUAUAAUCCAAAUGAGUUUGGCCAAGAUGCAUCAGCCACAUAUUGUAUAUUGUGUGGGGUCGACCAGUUCAAUCAUUUACCAGGACAAACUGCAUGCCUUGAUUGUGGUGGGCAAGCCUCCCAACCAAGCAUGGGCCAAACUACAUGUGUGUGUACGGGGUCUGGUCAGGACUUUCAACCAAGUGACCGACAAUGUCCGUGCGCUGAUGGUUAUCUUAUCGAUGAAACAAGAGGGGGGGAUUGUGUCAAAUAUGUCUACCCGAUAUGCACCACUGGUACAUCAAGAUCACAAAGUGGUCAGUGCCUCACUGAUGAAGAAUGGUUGAUUGAAUGUACAAACACAUGCGGGUCAGAGGAAUUGAGUCAAGGUGUUGAUAGAAGCUUAGGUGCUUGUACUUGUGCUGUGGAUGAUCUGGACAGUGUUUGUGACCUUGAGUGUCGAUCAAACCAACAAAAGAUUGUCCAACUUAUUUGUCCGAACCCAGUGCUUGGGCAAGAGGCUUAUGUUAGAGUAACUUACACUGAUGGUUCGAUCGAAGACUUCCCAGUAAGCCAGUUAUCGAAAAUUAUCAACGCCGCGUUCUCAAUCAACGACAACCAAUGUACGAGUGGAAGUGGAAGUAUUGAACCUGUCUACAUAAUGGAAAGCACGUCCGUUGGAGUGCUUGGAUUGUAUCAACCUGAUGCUGCUUAUGUAGCUGGACUGUUGCAAGCAAAUUCACAGCAAAACACAACCCAAUCAUCGACAUCAAGAAGACGCAGAAGCAUCGGGAAUUAUGGAAACUUUGGUUCGUUUAAUUACGAGACAACUUGGAACAAACGGAAGUUGUUGGCUGUGUCGAGCGUUUCCAACAGUACAGGGAUAACCAACCCCGUCGUUUGUUUGGCUGAUAAUGCAGUCGUGAUGUUCACCAUCACCAACACAGAAUACCCGAUAUACGACACCAACAACUUAUACAACACAAACGAUAAGUUUGACUACGGUGGCUUCCGUAAACUACAAGAGGAUGUUCAACUGACCGGAACCACAAGUUCUUUGUUUGCGUUCCGCUUCAGCGACCCAGGGGUUUACGCAUUCUAUCUAAGCACGAAUACUUUCAAGAAGUUUUACGUUAAAGUUGUAAGCCAGGGAGGGACGUGCACCGAGGUCGGUCCCUUCUUCCCCCCCACCCCGCGAUACAUGACGCAGAGUGGUCUCAGUUUACGCACGGACAUCUUACUUGAACCAGACUGGUUGUUCAUUGGCCUGCUACUGGCAUCUGCUGUCAUCAUCAUCCUUAUAUUGGUGGCAGCACUUGUAUUGUUCCAGAGAUAUGGAUGGGGGAGGUUGAAACUGUUGGUGCCUUACUACAGAGUGAUCGCGACCUAUUUUGAAUUUGAUGAUUAUUCGUCUAAAGGUUCAACCGUUCAUUCCAUCAAGAAAUAUCAUCCAAACCUUGACCUUACAAACAAAGCUGGUGUACACCAGGAUCAAGAUGCCGCUGUUGUGGGGGUUGGGGUUGAUGCUAAGGAUGAAUUCUGGGAUUACGAGAGACAGGUUGAUUUGGAAUCCUUCAGCAGUCAGGAGUUAUACACAAUCCUUAAGAAACAUUCAAACCAUGUAACAUCUAGUAUUGGGAUGCAGAAAGAAGAAGUGAAAUUACUUUAUCAGAAAAUAUCGCAACAAAUACAAGUUCUUAAAGAUUUCUGGACAGCGAAGGUAAACGUGUUCGGAAAGCCGAAGAUGAGCAAAGAUGAGAGGAAGGUUUACGAGGAGAGGAGGGAGGAACUUGAAAUGGAGAUCGAACGGAGGAAACAUCUUGGAGAGAAAGUUAUGUCAGUAUUGGUUCAACAACGUGAGUUACAACACGAGGACGGUGAGCAAAGGAUGAACAACUUUGUUCAAUUUACAUCAUUGUUUAAAUCUGUUAAGAGGAUUCUUAUGAAGACAGUGGAAGACAUUAAGGAAGGCAACACAAACACGGAUGACCUCCAAGCUGAUGUUUCUCGUGUUAACGACAUGAUUAAUAAGAUAUCUAUGGUUGUGAGCGGUGAAUGCCGUAGACUUGGUUGUUGGGGGGUGCUGGGUGAAGGAAGCGGGGCUCAACUUAUUCAUCCAGGCACAAAGUCAGCUUUGUUAUUGAGUGAUAUCUUCAAUGAGGAUGGAACAUUGAAAGCCACGGAUAUUUGUGUGAUGGAUGACAUAUUGAAACUGGCCGUCCCCAAACCUGGAUGUGACUUGCUCAUGUAUAAUGGGCAACUUAUAUCUGUGGUUGGGAAGGAAUAUUUUGUACACCCACAAACAGGUCGUGUUCUUCCCAUCGAGGGAAGUUUAAGUUUUGAUCCCAUGUCGUCACAAAUCGUAUGCACGAGUGACUUCGCUACGAGUGAUAACUCAGCAACAACCGAAGCUUUGAUCCCAUUCAUCCCAUUCCCCACCCACCGUAGCACCAUGCUACCUAUGAAUGUAGAACUACCUACCAUAAGUAGAAGGAGUGAUCUUAGAUAUGGCCAACCAAUGGUGGACCCUUGUACAGGACUAACUGUCCCAAUAUGCGGGGUUACCAUCAACCCACUUAAUGGGCAGAUUCACCCUCUUGGCGGCACCCACACCAGCCCAGUCACCGGCCUACCAACUCCGAUAGAGAUUGGAUCCUUCAUGUUGCUACCAAACACAAACACACCCGUCCCUAUACUUAUGGUUGGCUUUGAUAAAGAAGGAAAGAUAAUACCGAUUGGAGGAACCAUGAUGACACCCGAUGCUCCUUCCUCUUCCUCCCAAACUCCCAUCCUCCCUGGCUCCUCUUACAUUGAUCCCAUGAGUGGGAAGAUGAUGAUUGCCGGAUCAUGCCGCUCCCUCUACAUCCCUGGGAAAGAUGGCAAAGUGAUCCCGUCAUCUGGAGGAUACCAAUCCUACCUAAACGCAUCACUUCUCGCAUCCCAAGUGAAAGCUCUCGAUUCACUUCAACAACUGAAAGAUUCCGUGUUGGACCUGGGAGGCCAUGAUGUUUCAUUCAACCCCCAACAUGAAGUUAUGAAAGUGGAAACUUCAUUGAAGCAACUCCAAACUUCACAUAAGAUGUGUUUGGUCAACUUGAUAAGAACAUCAGUGAAUAUGAAGCAGCACGAACAGAGAUUUAGUGUGCUGUCGGCUACCGGGGGUGUAGCGGGGAUAAUGGAGUAUAAUGGAACAGGGCAACUCCUCCCCAUCUUGGUGGGAACAAACAUGGACGACCCCGAUGGGACCAAACUAACCCUCCCGAUACUUGGAACGCACAAGGAUAAAAUAUCGGGACUUAUGCGACCACUAGCGGGCACCAUGGAGCAUCCUGAUGGACUCGGAUUAAUCCCGAUUAAUCUUGGAGUUGAAGGGAUUGUAUGUUGUAUCUGGUAUGGCUGUGUGUGCAAGACAGGGAAGGUUACCGGGGCAAAGGUGAACAUGGAUAGCAACACUGUGAUGCCUAUCGUACAAUCUGGAGGACAACAUCAGUUUAAACAGAGGACUCCUCCUAUUGGAGCCAUGGUGAUGUUGGAAGAUGAGAUUGCUGCGAGGAAUGGAUCGUGGAGGAAGAGGAGAGGAUGGGAGAAGGAUGUGGAUGGGAGGAUGGUGGAGCUGCAGAAGAAACUUAUGGUAAACCCAGCAUUGGAGGCGGAUGAAUAUUUUGAAGCAAUAUCGGAUCUAAUUCAUCAAAUUACAAACGCUGUGAAGAAAGAAAGUGAAAGAAGAGAGUCACAAUGGGCAUCCCACAUUGAGAAACAAAUCCAAUCCAUGGACCUUGACCUCGCUGAAGUUGAAUAUUCGCGCGAAGUUUCGGAAUCCAUGGCAUCAGAAGCUCGUAGUUUAAUGAAGGGGUUGGACCUCGUGUAUGGGGAAUGUGAGACGCUGUUUGUGGGAAGCCAUGAGAAUGCACAGGCAUCAGGUUGGAAUGCAUUGACACCACUCAUGCAACACCUCAUAUCCUUGCUUGAAAGUGGGAUGCAGUUCCAACUUACCCCGGAUCUUAUUAAUGCUUUGAAGAACCCACAAUAUGGAUCUAAACUGCACACACAAGCAACCAACCAACCCAUAGUCAGCCACCCCUCCAUACAGAUGAUGCACCCCCACCCAUCGUAUGCACAACCUGACCAACCAAUACAGGCUGUUGGUGUAUUGAACAAGCCACAAACACACAUGGCCACCACACAGAAGGUGCAGAUCAAGGAAUCGAGCAUUGGACUUGGAAGACGUGAUGUUAUUGAGAUUGACGGCAAGCUUGAUCCUCGUGUUGUGGAGCAUGAAGUUCUCAACCAAGCUUCUGUCGUUGAUCGUGCUGGUGCACUAGUGACACCAAGUGGUUCGGACAACGUACAGGAGAUGUUGGAGAGGCACGCCAUGGAAGUCGCGAAACUUGAGAAUGAACUUCGAAGCGAUGAGAUUAUGAAGAUAAAUGAGAUAAUAUCUGACAUUGAGCAAAAGAAAGAGGUUGAAGUGAUGAAACUGAAGAUCGAGUUGAAGGAAAGGUUGAAGAAAUGUUCAACAGAUGAAGAGAAGGAGAAGGUAAUGAUGGAGUAUGCGACCAAGAUCCACAAAGUUACCGAGGGUCUUGAACAAGAAAAGCAAACUCGCUUGUCGGAUCUUCGGGGCAAGUUGGCACGGGAACGACAACGAAGGAAGAAGGAAUUGUUCGAGAAACAUAAACGGGAAGCUGAACUUGCCGGCUUGGACCCUGAGAAGGUGGUUGUAGACAUCGCCCAUGAGAGCGAGGAGGAAGUGAACAAGGAUCUUCUUCUCCUUGCUCAACAACAAGAGAAGUUGAUAGCUGAGUUACAACAAGCGUAUGCUGAUGAUGGGGUCGACGAGGGUGGCGAGAAGAAGGCAAAGUUCGAUGCCGAGAUGGAAGCGAGGAUACGAGCGCUGAAUGAAGGGAGGGGGGUACCUGUUGUAUCAGAGGAGGGAGUUGAAGAGAUCGUCAACAUCGGGGGAAAAAUCAACAGUCUUCGAGCGAACAUGAAAGAUAAGAUGAAACAAAGAAGAGCUCAACGCAAAACUAUCAGAGGAUCCUCACAGCUGCCGCAAGAAUUUGGUGAUGAUGAGCAAAUCACGGCUGAAGGCCAAGUUUACAAAGCAAACUUAUCAACAUUACAACUACAAGAGGAUGAACAUAUGGAGAAUAUGAUUCUGUCGGCACUGGAAGAGGCUGAACUUGAGAAAUGUGAGUCCCAGCAAUUGGAGGUCCUCCGAAUGAAGAUGUUGGAGGGAGGGGUUGAUGAGAAUGAACGUGAUCAGAUUAUGGCCGAGUUUGAAUCAGCUAACCAAGUCUUCAAGGAUAAACUUUCGAUGCAACACAAAAAGCAGAAAGAGGAACUUCUGCUUCGGUUGAAAGCUCGUAAAACGCUGCAGGAGGAACUUUCAAAGGAGAAAGCGGUGAUGAAGCAAUUGCAAGGAGUGGGCAAGCAUGAGGAGGGACGUAAAGUUGAACUUGAAACGGCCACGGUGGUGGUCGCGCAACAACUCGAACAACAGGUUGAAGCAUUGUCGUCACUUGAUCAGAAACACGCAGUGGAGUUGAAUAAACUUAUUGACAAUUUGGAAGAUGAAAAUAAUCAAGAAGAGACAAAGAUAUCGUCUCACUUCGACGAACAAUGCAAACUACAAGCUGCAGCUGCGGUGGCGAGGGCAGAACAAGAGGCAAGGGAAGGAAACUUGAAUGAGAAACGAACGGCUAAGUUGGUCAAACAAUACCAGGCCCAGGCGGAAGCAAUGAACAAUUCAUUGUUAACACAAAAGAAACGACAAAUUGAGGAAAUGAAACAAAAACUUGCACAGCGCAAAAACAACAGGAAGAACCAACUAAUGGAACAACAGAAGGUUGAGAAGGAUGAGGUCCUCCUUGCUCUCAAGGAAGAUCGUGAUGCAUCCGCGUCCAACAAGAUCAAGGAGGCAGAGAAAGAUUGUCUGGAUGAUGUUGCUAAGAAAUCCGGGGGAGUUUCUUCCAUGGAGGCUUUCAUCCAAGAUACAUUAUUACCGAGACAUUUGUUGGAGAUGAGGAACUUGAUGGAGAAGAUUAAGUUGGAAGUGGAGGCGGGGAGGAAGAAGGCAGAGAUUCAGGCAACCAGUGAAAGGGACGAGGCUCGUGAAAAACUAACUCAACAACAAACUGAUGAAGUUUCCCAACUACUGAUCGCACACGCUGGUGAACCUGCCAAUAAAGUUCUUAAACUUAAGAAGAAACUUGAAGCCAAGCACAAAGAAGAACUAAAGAAAUUUGACAAAGACACCAAUGAUGUCAUCGCUUCUGCCGUCCAAUCAGCUCUCACCAAAGUUCAAAUCAACCAAUCAGAGAGCAAGUUGAAGUUGAGAGAAAGUCACCUUCGUGAAUUGUCAGAAGCUUUGUUGGAGUUUAACCCAGAGGAG
Messenger RNA from Ciona intestinalis (vase tunicate), 20595 nucleotides. The record is from RefSeq and is a predicted model, not a curated record. NCBI's taxonomy places the organism in Eukaryota, Metazoa, Chordata, Ascidiacea, Phlebobranchia, Cionidae.